AUGGCUUACAACGUACAUGCCCUGAUCUCAGAGACCCAAGAUAUCACAGCCAAAGGUCUCCACGAUGUCAAACCACCCGUCGCGGUUCCCGAGCCCUCCACCGAUCAACCUCAGCCGCAACAACCCAAGAUCCGCAGCAAGUACCGUCAUGUUGCAGCGCUGCAUUCCCAAGUUCGUCCAUCGUGUCUGAGCCAUGAGGCCCAAAAGACGCCGAGCUUUAUAGGAUUCCGCAAUCUCAUGGUUUUGACCAUCAUAGUCAUGAACCUGCGGCUGGUCAUUGAGAACGCGAGAAAGUACGGACUCCUCAUUACUCUGAAGUCGAACCUUCGAAAUCAGGAUAUCAAGAUCGCUCUGGCCCUCUAUGCCCUCACGCCAUGUCACCUUUUUGUCGCCUACAUUAUCGAGAAAGUGGCCAUGGAAAAUGCCAAAGGAGUCAUUGGAAGACGGAAGAAGAGCGAUCCAGAUGCCAACAAAAAGCCCGAGACGGAAAAACAGACAAGAGAGUUCCUCAACGCUUGGUGGUGGAUUGCUGUCGCUCAUACCUUGAAUGCGUCGCUUGCUUUACUCAUCUCGAGCUUCGUGGUCUACUACUUCAUCCACAAUCCCGGCUUAGGGACCAUCAGCGAGCUCCACGCCAUCGUGGUGUGGCUCAAGACCUGCUCAUAUGCCUUCACCAACCGAGAUCUUCGCCAUGCCAUGUUGAACCCUGGCGGCCCUGAAUCGGCCCUUCCUGACAUUUACUCAGAAUGUCCCUAUCCGCGCAACAUUACGCUUCCUAACUUGUGUUACUUCUGGUGGGCACCCACACUGGUUUAUCAACCAUACUACCCACGCACAGACCGAAUUAGAUGGACUUUCUUCUUCAAACGGGCCGGUGAAGUCGUUGCCCUCUGCGUCUUCAUCUGGCUCACUUGUGCACAGUACGCGAUUCCAGUCUUGCGCAACUCGCUGGAUGGCAUGGCCGUGCUCGACUUCUCUUCCAUUGCGGAACGUUUAAUGAAGCUGUCCACUAUAUCCUUGAUUGUCUGGCUCGCUGGAUUCUUUGCCCUGUUUCAGUCCUUUCUCAAUGCACUGGCCGAGAUCAUGAUGUUUGGCGAUCGAGUCUUUUACGAAGAUUGGUGGAACAGCACAAGCCUCAAGAUGUACUGGUCCACCUGGAAUAAGCCGGUCUAUCAUUUCAUGCGGAGGCAUAUCUACUCCCCUCUGGUUGGUCGUGGCUGGUCACAUCGGGCAGCCAGUGCGUGGGUCUUUGUGUUCUCAGGCCUGCUCCACGAGCUCGCCGUGGGAGUGCCCUCACACAAUAUUCUCGGAGUUGCUUUUCUUGGGAUGGUGCUGCAGCUACCUCUGAUUCAGAUUACAGAACCUCUAGCAAAGAUGGAUGGGACGGGAAAGGUUAUUGGUAACUGUAUCUUUUGGAUCAAUUUCGUGUUUGUUGGACAACCGCUGGCUGCGAUGAUCUAUUUCUUCGCUUGGCAAGCAAAGUAUGGAGAGCUCAACAAGGUACGGAGGUGA
This is a messenger RNA of Cladophialophora psammophila CBS 110553, 1512 nucleotides long. Its product is annotated as diacylglycerol O-acyltransferase. The transcript has a single exon. Gene Ontology annotation, biological process: triglyceride biosynthetic process. Gene Ontology annotation, molecular function: diacylglycerol O-acyltransferase activity. Gene Ontology annotation, cellular component: endoplasmic reticulum membrane. The record is from RefSeq and is a predicted model, not a curated record. The coding region runs from base 1 to 1512 and encodes 503 amino acids. Lineage: Eukaryota; Fungi; Ascomycota; Eurotiomycetes; Chaetothyriales; Herpotrichiellaceae.